Penicillium soppii is the source of this 810-nucleotide messenger RNA. RefSeq lists its product as uncharacterized. The record is from RefSeq and is a predicted model, not a curated record. The transcript has a single exon. Bases 1 to 810 code for a protein of 269 amino acids. NCBI's taxonomy places the organism in Eukaryota, Fungi, Ascomycota, Eurotiomycetes, Eurotiales, Aspergillaceae.
AUGGAAAAACUCCAAUUCUACGACGUGGCCAUGCGGCCCCCAGCAAAUAAGAACAACACAGCUGUAAACCCCUGGAAAACCCGCCUAGCCCUAAACUUCAAACAAACACCAUACAAAACAACAUGGGUCCAACUCCCGGACAUCCCAGACGUGCGCAAAUCGCUCUCCAUCCCAGCCUGCCGCAAAUUCGCCGACGGAACAGAUUUCCACACUCUUCCCAUACUAGUCGACCCCGCAACCGGCCGCAAACUAGGCGACUCCUUCGACAUAGCAGUCUACCUACAAAAGCAAUACCCCACAUCGGGCGGCAAUCUCUUCCCCGCACAGACCCUGGACUACGUCUUCAAGCCGGAAUCCGAACUCCUAAUCCCAUUAUCGGAAUGCGACGACUCCGAGUACCCACAAUACGCGAGCUUCAACGUGAACGUCGACGCGGCGUUCACUGCACACGUCAUUCUCAUGGCACACAGGAUGCCGUUUGAUCCUGCUACCGAGGAGGCAUCCAAGGCUGAGUUUGUGAGGCGGGCGGGAGUGAGCUCCUGGGAUGAUUUUGCCGUUGGGGGGGAGGUGAGGGAGAAUAUCAUUGCUUCGUUUGAGCGCAUGCUUGGCGGCUUGGCGAAGCUGUUUACUGCGUCCGAGGGACCAUUUAUUGGGGAGACGGCGUGUUAUGCGGAUUUCAUUGUUGGGGCUUGGUUGGUGAUGGCUUCCCGGACUUUGCCCGAGGGGGAGUGGGAGGCGGUAAAAGGGUGGCAUGGGGGUGUGUUUGGGAGGUUGUUUGAUGCUUUGGCGGUUUAUGCGGGUGAUGAGUAG